Messenger RNA from Pseudogymnoascus verrucosus, 2406 nucleotides. RefSeq names its product lactose regulatory protein lac9 and GAL4-like protein. Gene Ontology annotation, molecular function: zinc ion binding; DNA-binding transcription factor activity, RNA polymerase II-specific; RNA polymerase II cis-regulatory region sequence-specific DNA binding. The record is from RefSeq and is a predicted model, not a curated record. The transcript has 6 exons. Gene Ontology annotation, cellular component: nucleus. NCBI's taxonomy places the organism in Eukaryota, Fungi, Ascomycota, Leotiomycetes, Thelebolales, Thelebolaceae. Gene Ontology annotation, biological process: DNA-templated transcription; positive regulation of transcription from RNA polymerase II promoter by galactose. The coding region runs from base 161 to 2140 and encodes 659 amino acids.
CCCCUCCGUGUUCCCGCCUCCAACGUCAGAUAGUUGCGGUGAGUCGUCGAUAUCCUCACGACUCUAUCGCUUCCAAGUCAAAUGUACUGCUUGUCUAAGGCAGAAGAUUGAACGCGGUUGAAACGCGCUUAAUCGAGUUGAGCAGGCCAACGUUGCCACCAUGAAUCAAUAUGCUUGCGAAGAGUGUCGGAGCAAAAAAUAUCGAUGCUCCAAAAAUAGACCUUCUUGCUCUUACUGUGCGAGACAUAAUAAGUUAUGUGUCUAUUCGAGCAAGGUGAUUAGAAGCCCCUUAACACGCGAAUACGUGACAUCGCUGGAGAAUCGAGUGCAACAACUUGAAGCCCUGCUCGCAAGGCUCCUUCCCGAUGGCGAUGUGGAAUCCGCCCUUUCCCAAGUCCCAUCCCCAUCCUCUCCAGACUUCAACACGUGGGUCACAGUUGAACCCCGGCGGCCUAAAGUGGAAACCACAGAUUCGCUACCAGAUGAGAAAGAGAUACCUUCCGAAGGACCUCCAGAUGAUCUUCCUAUUUUAUCUAAUGGUUUCGAAUGGUCCGAGCAAGAUGACGAUCCUACUAACUACAUUGCAGAUGGUAUGGCAGCCCUAUCUGUGGAUCCACAGGGCGCUGGAUAUCUAGGUUCCGCGGCUAACGUAUCGUUACUUCGCUCUUUGCAAAGAAGUGGCUGGUGCGUAGUGUCUUCACGGGCAAGCUUAAGUGAGCUCUCUGGGAAUCCAAGUUCCCUCUUGAAUACAUGGAGCAUUCUACUACAGCCAUCGAACCAUCGCCAAUUAAGGGCAACGCUCAUUGACGCAUACUUCUACCAUUAUCACCCUGCGUAUCCUAUUGUCCACGAAGCGACGUUUCGCGCUCAGUACAACGAAAUACUGCCAAAACCCAGCUGUAGUAGUUGGGAAUUACUACACAACACCAUUCUCUGCAUAGGAGCCUGGUGCCUAGGACAUGAUGUAUCAGGGAUUAAAGAUCUUUUCGGGCUGGGUUCUCAAGGAUUUAAGUUUGCGGCCAGCUUCUCAUCAGGGAACCUCAUUAUGGUGCAAGCUUUAAUGCUGUGGAGCAACUAUAAUCAGCGUCAAAAUAAGCCAAACACAAGCUGGAACUAUCAGGGGUUAGCAGUUAGAAUGGCACUUAGUUUGGGAUUACACAAGGAAUUUCCAGCUUGGAAUAUAAGUCUUUUAGACAGAGAAAUCAGGAGAAGGGUCUGGUGGUUUUUGUAUAUCGUCGACAGUGGGGCAUCAAUGACUUUUGGCCGCCCAGUGCUACUCCCGGAGGCAGGUGGGAGCAUGGACAUUGAAUUGUUUCUCAAUGUCCACGAUGAUUGUCUGACAGCGGCUACCACCGAGAUUCCGGAGGAUGCAAAUGAACCCACGCUGUAUUCAAGUCUUCUCAUGCAAUCAAAGUUCCACCUCAUGGCCAAUCCACUUUACGCACGAAGAAUCGGAAACCCAGACCUGGGAGUAGCCGAGGUCAUGACCAUGAACUCGAGAAUCAGCUCGUGGAUGUUGACCUUACCUUACUAUUACCAGGAGAACGCCAACCUGCCCAACUUGACUGAAUCAUUGGCGCUCUCACGCUACCGGUUCUUCUGGCGUAUACGGAACUUCAGGAUGCUACUACUGUGGCCGAUUCUUAUCCACUACACAGAGAAGACUCACAAUAUCCCGAACGCGAGGGAUAACGAGAUAAAUGAGACGGCCCGACAGUUGUGCUUGAGUUACGCCCAUGACACGAUCGCAUCGAUCGAUGAGUAUCUUCUAUCUAAUAUAUCAGGAGCUUUUGGAGACUGGUACGCUCUGUACUACUUGAUACAGUCCAGCCUCAUUCCCAUCAUCGCUAUGUUGACAGUCCCAGAAUCGCCAGAUGCAGUAGUAUGGACAGCGGAUAUAGAGACGACAAAGCGACUCCUUGGCUCUGUGGUAACACAUCAAGAGCUUGCUCGCAAAUUCCUAGACAUAGUGAAUCGCUUUUGGCCAUCGAUAGAUGCUGUGGCACCAGGAGAAUUUAUGGAUGGGCAGCAGAGCGAGCUUUUAAAUCAGAUUUAUACCCAAUUCACGAUGGACAGUAGCGAACCUCAAUUUCUGUGGCAAGGAAUGUAUGAGUCGGGGAAUUGGGCUGCUACUCCAUAAUAUAGAGUUUGCCAUAAUGUCAUAUAGUUAAGAUGUAGGUCGUGACAGAGAAUUACGCUGCAUUGUGCUCCGGCUUGUAUCGGAGUGCUCGCGCCCGGAUGGCCCCAGUAGGAAGGAUUUAAAUCUACCACACCUGACGAAGUACUGCUGGGAUGGUGACCAAUUUUACGUUGUGAAAGUCGAUAGAAUUCCUUAGUACGUGCAUGUCCGGAGUGCUGUUCUCCGGUUGUUAGCAUCAGUAAGUUUUUUCGGUUGAAAUUCCAACU